AUGUCAACGACGGCUAACUUAUGUAGGCUAUACUCCUGCAUCUGGACGACAACGGGAACCCUGGAUGAAAUCCACUCCAUCGACUUUGACCUGCGCCCAGUCAACCUCACAGCCGACGACUUAGCUCCCAGCGACAACCCCUCCAAAAUGUUGUCCUACAUCUGGAAGGCCUGUGAAAACGGCUACCUCGAUGAAGGAGACGAUACGCAGUCAUCCUCACCCCAGACCCCGACCGUGGUCGAACACACCACUAUCUUCCCUAGCCCACCACCCAAGUCCUCGUUCUUGUCGAACAAUUGGACGGCGUUGGAUUAUGAUGAAGACUGGGCUUGGGGAGAUCGCCAUUUUUCUGUUGUAGAGGAAUGCAUGCUCUUUUUCUGUUCAGGGAUGUUCAACUUCCGCACCCUUCGGAAUCGGGAAAACCUCACCAGCUCCGUUCGCAGCAACUGGUUGUUGUUCUGGGAUCACCUCACAAAGCUACACGACCACAUCCACGCUUUGGUGUUCUUUCUGCUGACUACCCAGUUAUACGGUUUUCCAACUACUCUAGAUUCUCCGACUCGCCUGCUGUCGAGGACUGGGACGGCGUCCACAACUAAAUGCUACGCGUACCAGGUCGACCCUGAUGGUCUGGGAUAUUGGCGCGGACUAGUCGAUUGUGGCGGUAUCAUUGCAUGGGUUUCAGGUAACUCGGGGAUUUAUCUGGCCUCGCCGUCGACAUCCUUGGGAGACCGGCACGCGCGAGGCUUAAGCGACGUGCAGUACGACCGCUACAUCCAAGCCAUCUUCACCGCACACACCAUCCUAGCCCUCUGA
Molecule: messenger RNA, 816 nt
Organism: Desarmillaria tabescens
Lineage: Eukaryota; Fungi; Basidiomycota; Agaricomycetes; Agaricales; Physalacriaceae
Exons: 6
Coding region: 1-816 (271 amino acids)
Source: RefSeq, a predicted model, not a curated record